AUGGCCACUAAAAAGUCAGUUCCUAAAGAAUCAAUAGGAAAGUUUAAAGUGGUAAGUCAGAGGCUGCAUCUCGAUAAACAUGUGUCUGGAGAAAGGUCCUUCUAUUUAUCCAACUUCCCUUAUAUACCACACAAUUAUCAUCUUUUCUUGCGACAGCGUGGCAGAAGGAAGGAAAUAAGGAAGUUUGGAAUAGAUUUGCUGCGGAAUAUAGUGCUCAGGCUACAGAUAUGGGGUUUCCUCAAUGGUUGGACAAUGUACAGUCCAAGACCGAAAACUUGGGCUUCACUUACGUGAAGUACAACAAUAUGACAUUCCAAUUUAAUGAAAUUGAAGAUGUAUUCUUACCAGAAAAGAAUAUUGGAAAGAUGCAUUAUAUAGAUCACGAAUAA
Messenger RNA from [Candida] anglica, 389 nucleotides. The record is from the annotation of a GenBank genome assembly. NCBI's taxonomy places the organism in Eukaryota, Fungi, Ascomycota, Pichiomycetes, Serinales, Debaryomycetaceae.